Molecule: messenger RNA, 585 nt
Organism: Nymphaea colorata (pocket water lily)
Lineage: Eukaryota; Viridiplantae; Streptophyta; Magnoliopsida; Nymphaeales; Nymphaeaceae
Product: disease resistance protein Roq1-like
Exons: 5
Coding region: 1-585 (194 amino acids)
Biological process (GO): signal transduction
Source: RefSeq, a predicted model, not a curated record
AUGGAGAGGCUUUUGGGCCUCUUUUCAGGAAGGGGCGAAGACACCAGAAAGUGUUUCAUUGGACAUCUUUAUGAGGAACUCGAGGAGAAUGGUAUUUCCACCAUCAUAGACAGCAGAAAGUUGGAAAAGGGGGAGGAUAUCGAGAAACUAUUUGAAUACAUAGAGAGGUCCAAGAUCUUUGUCCUCGUCUUAUCCAAAUGCUUUGCAGAAUCGAAAUGGUGCUUGAAAGAGGUGACCAAAAGUGUGGAGUGUGGGAAGGAGAUAAUGCCGGCCUUGGCAUGGAAACUUCCGGUGCUCGAAAUAGCUGUUGACAUUUAUGCUGCUGUGGCAAAAUCACUUGCUGAGAGAAAGAAAGGAAAUCAAUUGACAGAGUUUCUAAGGAAUAUCAAGGGUACAAUCGAUGAUAGUGACUGGGACAGGAAGGUGAUAGCAUGUGUUAUCUGUGGCCGUCUCAAGACAUCGUUUCAGAUUGCAUCUCGAAAUGGAAGCACAGCAGAUGUUGAUUAUGUAGCCCAUCAGGCCUUGCUGUCAAAUUCCCUCCCAGUUGUCGAUAUGUGCAGACAGUGGUUUGACCGGAACUUGUAA